AUGGGCAGAGAAGGUGAUACCCUUCUCCGCUGGCUGGUCAAACUCGACACUGCCGUGAUGGCUCGACGGCUCGUCGACCCAUUGGCGAAAGUCGCCUUCUCCAUGUCUUGUCUUGGCGGACGUGUGAGGGGUUACGGGCGCCGACUCACUGAUCCUACGUGCUUCAGCACGUACGAGUCCUUCAAGGAAGAGCUCAAACUCGCGUUUGAUCCCCCGCAGAACGAGUUCCGGUCAAAGGUGGAGUUUCUCGACCUGAAACAGGGUAAGCAUGACGUGCAUGCUUACGCCCAACGGGCUCGGUACUUGGUCUCAAACGUCGUGACCGACCCGAUGGACGAGGCGACCAAGGUCGUAAUGCAUAAGGAGUUUAACCUGAAACAGGCUAAAUUCCACACGAACGUGCCACGGCCACCUCGACCGGCUGCUAAGACAGAAGGUCCAGAACCAAUGGAUCUUUCGUAUGCAUCUGCUGUUGGACAGCAGAAGAGCAAGGGAAGCAACGUGCGAUGCUUCCGUCGUGAGCUGGAAGCGAAGGACCUGUACGAUGGACGCAUCGAACAGCUAUGCAUUCUUUCGGAACGAGAAAGAAUGACAAGCGAAGCGGAAGAGUUGAGGCAACUCUUCGCAGGAAGCGCCACUGAGAGCGAGGAUACUCUCAGUGCCAAGACCAAGAAGGAGCGCUUCGAGGAACAGAGUUGGGACUCACUAAAGUCGAGUCCCUAUUACGAGAUUCUGCGAGAGCACAGGGAAGUGCUCCCGGGCGAGAUCCUUGCGGAGCUUCCGCAAGACAAAGGGAUACAGCACGAGAUUGAUCUCGUGUCGGGAACGAAGGAUUACGAAUCGAAGUCCCCGCACAGCGCACCAACGUUCUGUGUCAUAAAGCCACAGGGUGGCUGGCACAUCGUUCAUGCGUACAACAAGCUGAACGAUGCAACGAUACCGGCACAGACGCCGAUACCUCGAAAAGAUGUCAUCAUCGAUUCGAUGUCCAAGAGCACCAUCUACAGUGCUCUUGAUCUGAGAGACGGGUUCUAUCAGAUUCUGAUGCGUGAGAACGAUAUCCCUCUCACGGCGGUAAGCACCCCAAGCGGUAUGUUUUGGGAUUGGCUAGUUAUGCCGCAUGGACUGAAGAAUGCCCAUGCGUCCUUCAAUAGAUGCGUCACGCAUCUAUUGCGCUCGGUGCGCGACUUCGCACCGAGCUAUUUCGACGAUGUGUACGUCCACAGCCGGGCUGUGAACGACAAGACGGACAUCGAAAUGCACAAAGAGCAUCUUCGACAACUGCUUGGGCUCAUGCGCAAGCACAAGCUCUAUGCAAACUUGAAGAAGUGCAUCUUCGGUGAUACCCGUGCUAGGGUGUCUCGUUGGGAAGAAUGGCGUACGCCCUGA
Phytophthora megakarya is the source of this 1389-nucleotide messenger RNA. The record is from the annotation of a GenBank genome assembly. NCBI's taxonomy places the organism in Eukaryota, Oomycota, Peronosporomycetes, Peronosporales, Peronosporaceae.